UGCAAGCAGAUGAUUCUGCUUGAUUUCAAAUGUUGCAGAACUAGCUAAGAACUCCUUCUGUCAUAUAGCUUUGGAGGACCCUUUGCCCCACUGGUUGACUCUGGGCCUGAGUUGACUCUCCCUAUUAAAGUAGAGCUAUUGACCUUCAUGGUAAAUGGGCAUUGUGGUUCUGAAUAAUGCAGGGUUUCUUUGGAGGACACAGGAGGAAAGGAGGUGAAUUGCUGUCUCAGAAGUUCAGAGACUUUCAAGGUCUUUAGUGAUCAAGAGAAGAUAGAUGGGUUUUGUGUAGUUACUAACUAAAGGGCUCUAGUGAAAAAGUGUGAGAAUGAAGUGGCAACCCUGGUAAAUCCUCAGAAAUUCUGGGUGUCUUUAAGGAAAAUAAGGGGUCUUCUGGGCCCAAGCUGCACUGACCUCAAUCUAGUUUAUCUGAAUGUCUUAUGAGUAAAAGUGAAUGAAAGAAGGCUGGGAAAAAAGAAAGGAAUGGAGGGAAGAUAGAAAGGAAAAAUGACAGAAAGAAACAAAGAAGGAAGGGAUGGAGGGAUGGAGGAAGGAAGACAAGAGGGAAGAGAAAGAAAGAGAGAGGAAGGAAGGAAUGGAGAAAGGAAGGAAGGAAGGGAGAAAGAAAAAAGGAAAGACAGAAGGAAAGAGAAAGAAGGAAAGACAGAGGGAGGGAGGCAGGAAGAAAGAAAGGAAGAAUGCACUAAGAGCUUACUAUAUUCAGAGCACUUUGGUAAAUGAUGAGAAUGCAAAUAGUAAGGCAGUCCUAGCUUUAUUUUUUUUUUAUUUUAAUUUUAUUUUAUUUAAUAAUAACUUUGUAUUGACAGAAUCCAUGCCAGGGUAAUUUUUUACAAUAUUAUCCCUUGCACUUGCUUAUGUUUUGUUUUUCCCCUCCCUCCCUCCACCCCCCCAAGAUGGCAAGCAGUCCUAUAUAUGUUAAAUAUGUUGCAGUAUAUCCUAGAUACAAUACAUAUUUGCAGAACCGAACAGUUCUCCUGUUGCACAGGGAGAAUUGGAUUCAGAAGGUAAAAAUAACUCGGGAAGAAAAUAAAAAAUGCCAAUAGUUCACAUUCGUUUCCCAGUGUUCCUUCUUUGGGUGUAGCUGUUUCUGUCCAUCAUUUAUCCAUUGAAACUCAGUUAGGUCUCUUUGUCAUAGAAAUCCACUUCCAUCAGAAUACAUCCUCAUACAAUAUUGUUGUCGAAGUGUAUAAUGAUCUCCUGGUUCUGCUCAUCUCACUUAGCAUCAGUCCAUGUAGGUCUCUCCAGGCCUCUCUGUAUUCAUCCUGCUGGUCAUUCCUUACAGAGCAAUAAUAUUCCAUAACAUUCAUAUACCACAAUUUACCCAGCCAUUCUCCAAUGGAUGGGCAUCCAUUCAUUUUCCAGUUUCUAGCCACUACAAACAGGGCUGCUACAAACAUUUUGGCACAUACAGGUCCCUUUCCCUUUUUUAGUAUCUCUUUGGGAUAUAAGCCCAAUAGAAACACUGCUGGAUCAAAGGGUAUGCACAGUUUGAUAACUUUUUGGGUAUAAUUCCAGAUUGCUCUCCAGAAUGGUUGGAUUCGUUCACAACUCCACCAACAAUGCAUCAGUGUCUCCGUUUUCCUGCAUCCCCUCCAACAUUCAUCAUUAUUUUUUCCUGUCAUCUUAGCCAAUCUGACAGGUGUGUAGUGGUAUCUCAGAGUUGUCUUAAUUUGCAUUUCUCUGAUCAAUAGUGAUUUGGAACACUCUUUCAUGUGAGUGGUAAUAGUUUCAAUUUCAUCCUCUGAAAAUUGUCUGUUCAUAUCCUUUGACCAUUUAUCAAUUGGAGAAUGGCUUGAUUUUUUAUAAAUUUGAGUCAGUUCUCUAUAUAUUUUGGAAAUGAGGCCUUUAUCAGAACCUUUAAUUGUAAAGAUGUUUUCCCAGUUUGUUGCUUCCCUACUAAUCUUGUUUGCAUUCAUUCUGUUUGUACAAAGGCUUUUUAAUUUGAUAUAAUCAAAAUUUUCUAUUUUGUGAUCAGUAAUGGUCUCUAGUUCAUCUUUGGUCACAAAUUUCUUUCUCCUCCACAAGUCUGAGAGAUAAACUAUCCUAUGUUCCUCUAAUUUAUUUAUAAUCUCGUUCUUUAUGCCUAGGUCAUGGACCCAUUUUGAUCUUAUCUUGGUAUAUGGUGUUAAGUGUGGGUCCUUGCCUAAUUUGGCAGCCCUAGCUUUAAAGGAGCUCACAUUCUAAUUGGAUAAACAAUAGCAAUAUAAGUCAGAUGAAAAGGUUCAGUGGUCCUUUGUGUUCAAUGGCAAAGCAGAUGUUAAUGCCUCUUCUUUAAUGUUAUUUCUACUGAAAAGUUAUAUUUUCUGAGGUUGACCCAUUGGGCAGUGAAAAAGGCUUUGGGAGCAAGAUCUCGCUUUUCUGAGUCUUCAUUAGCUGGAGCUGGAGCCCUUGCAGGAACCAUGACCAGGCUGUACCUCCACAGGGGUUCUUUCCAGGAUAAUGGUUAUAUGUAUUCUGCUGCAAGCAAUGCUAUUCCUAUAGCUCUUUGGUUCAGGGUCCUGGGUUGUCUCAGUCAGGGUUCGAAGGGAGAUGGUAGUUAAAGUAACGAUGGUCUGAUUUGCUUGGCACGUGAUGCCUCUCAUAACCUCCUUGGGGGUGCCAUGCUACUAAGACUAAGCUGGCUUGCCUGUCUCGUGAGUGGCAGUUGCUUGAAGCCACCUCUCUGGAUAACGGUCAUAAGGACUGGGCUAGAAGCAAGAUGGGUGGCCAUUUCCAAGGCUCCUCUGUUUAACUAGCUGUUUUCAUGCUCUCCCCCUCAUUAUACUGUGAGCUGCUUGAAUGCCGGUACUGGCAUUUGCCUUUCUUUGUAUCCCCAGUGCCCACAGUGUCUGACAUAUAAUAGGCAGCUAAUACUUGCUUAUUGACCAUCUAACGUGGUGGCAGUUGGUGGUGAUGAUGACAAGGAAGGUAAAUCUCAUCUCCAAUCUGAUUUCUCUUCUCAGCAACAUGAAAAGAAUGUUUAGUGGCUCGUAUUUAAGUGUGAUUUUUUAACAAAUAUUUUAAUAACUUUCAUGUAGAAGAGGCCUGUGUUCUAACUGUUUUGUUUGGCUCCAUAGGGAGGAAUCAGGAACAAUGGAAGGAAGCUGCAAAGGGAUAAAUUCGGUUUAAUGUUAGGAAAUACUUCCUAACAAUUAAAGCUGUUUCAAAGUGGAACGGGCUUUCUUGGAAGUUCUGUGCUGACGUGAUCCAGUGAAGAGUCCAGGAAGGAGCCUUUUCUCCGCUUGCCUCCCUUCUGACCCCUCUCAAGAUGGAGACGCCCACAACUACUUCAAGCCUUGGAGACCCGUCCACUUCGACACUAGCAACCAUGGCUUCGGCCAGGGAGGCUGGGAUGAGGGAAGCCGUGGAACAACUCCAGGCGGGACUGCUCUGGCUCCCGCAUCCAGACAAGGUGUUGAAAUAUAUGAAACGGCUUCAUGAUCUACCAAUGACGGUGAAUGUUCUGGCGGAGACCGGCAUUGGCAAGCUCGUGAACAGUCUAUGUAAAUAUGAAGAGGUGGGUGCCAUGGCUCGAAAUAUAGUGGGGCGAUGGAAAACUCUGGUCUCUGCUGAAGAAGACUUCGACUCCGACUCUGACCCGGACUUAGUUUGGGAGGAGCAGAGCUUCGAGAGGAGUCGCUCCAGGAAACGGCCCCAUGCCAUUUCCAAGGAAGACGACUUCCAGAAAAUGCGGAAAUCUUCAUCCAGCCAGCCACCGAGCCCCAGUUUUGGGGAGAAAAAACACCCAAAGCUCUGGGAGGCAGAGAAAAGCCUCAGAGCCUCGUCUGCUAGUGAGACCCAAGAAGGGAGAAAAGAGUGUGAUCAACGCUUACCGUCGGACCAUCCAAGCAGCGGCCAAGUUCAGUCACAGCCUUCUGACAACUGUCAGCAGCUUCACACAGGCCAUUUCAGCCUCCAGGCAGAGAAAGCUCAGAAAUCGGGGAAAGGCUCAGACCCCCACAUUCAAGACAAAGGAAAGCCCGUCCAAGAGAGUCAACUAGGAGAACCUUCCCAGGUUAAACCAAGGUCUCUUAAUGACGGGAGGAGACACAAAUCGGUAAAUGAGAAAGAAAAAUGUCUACUGGAUUUUGAAAGACAAAAGAAAACGGUGACUUCGAGCAGAGAAAAAGUAUCUGCUACAUCCAAAGAAGUGGGCCCAAAGCCAUCAUCGUCAGGAACUGACACAAAAGAGAAACAGAGCAGCGCUCUGAGAGCAGAUAAAGAUAAAGAGAGCUGCAGUGUCAAAAAGUCUUUUCCUCCGAAGGAAACACAUUUUGUAAAACACAUUUCAAAAACAAAACACCUGGAUACUCCAACAUCCAAACCAGAAAAAAACCAAACACAUAAGGACCCCUCCGAUGUAGGGAAAUCGUUAAAAGACAAGAAAGUGUCUCACAAUGUACAGAUCCAGGAGGGGAAAUCCAAACCCCCCAAAUCCGACAAAAGCACAGAGGGCAGCCUUCUCCAGUCUGUGUUGCCAGAACCAUGUGAUAAAGAUGAGCAGCCCACCACAUCUGAUGGUUCUAAUUCCAGCAUUGCUGGGCAGACACAGCGGAACAGCAGUGUAAAAAUUCCAAAUGUUGUUCGUGAGGAUGAAGGUCACAAUGAAGACGAUGAUGGUGCCAAAACUGAUGAUAGUAAAAGCCCAGAUUCAGUUCGAGAUCUGUCCAAGUCGAAUAAUGGCAGACUGAAUAAAGAACAGUCUGCAAUGGUGUUGGCCAAACUGAGAAGUAUCACCAGUCGUAUUACACCACGCUCAGGAAAUACCUCCGUGCCUACAGUACAAGAAAGUAGCCAACCUACAGAUUCUGAAACAUCUCUCCCCUCGAAACCGAAGAAGAAAAAAACUUCCUCCUACCAUGAAGAAGAAGGAGUUGGAUUUACAGGACGAAGAAUGAAUUCGAAGAUGCAAGUGUACUCAGGACCCAAAUGUGUUUACCAACCAAGAUUAAUAUCUCUUCACCAGCAAUGUAUCAGGGUCCUCAAUAACAAUCUAGAUUCCAUCUUUGAUAUCGGAAACGUACCCUAUACAGUGUUGGAACCCGUCCUGGAGAAAUGUACACCUAAACAACUGCAUCGAAUCGAAGGAUACAAUCAUUUAUUAAUUGGGGAGACCGAUCAAUUAUGGAAAAUUCAUUGUAAUCGAGAUUUUAAAAAGGAAAGGCCAAAAGAAUCUGAGUCCUGGAGAGAGUUGUACCUUCGACUUCAGGAAGCCCGAGAGCAGCGACUGCUGCUUUUAACGGAGAAUAUCCGAUCAGCUCAUGCCAAUAAACCCAAAGGCCGCCAGACCAUGAUGGCCUUUGUCAAUUCCGUAGCCAAACCACCUCGAGAUAUUAGAAAGAAGCAGGAAAAAUUUGGCACUGGCAGAGCAGCUAUUACCGAAACCAGUAAGACCAAGCCUGCCUUACAUCCCCCAGCCAGCCGUUGUAACAGCAAUGAUGUACAAACAUCUGCUGGCCCUAGUACUAGCAGCAUUCAUUCAACAUCAUCAGCUGGUAGCUCUGGUUCUUGUGAUUCCAGAAAAACCCCAGGGAAAAAAAUUGCCCCCAUGAUGGCCAAAACUAUCAAGGCCUUCAAAAAUAGAUUCUCCCGCUAAUAGGCCUUUCCAUAAAGUGACAAUAGGGGUGAAGUAGAAUUUUCUGUGUUUUGGUGGGGAAGGGCAUUUGUGAAAUUAAUAAAAUAGCCUGUAAUCUUUUGCUCCAAAGAGAUCGUUAUUGUCAAAUGAGUUUCUUGAAUUUGCCCAUGGAUUGAUAGCUCUGAGUUUUUUAUACAUUAGUCCCCUAUAAGUUACCUAUAGCUUACAUAUGUAAAUUAUAUAAUACACAUAUCUAAUCUAUAUCUCUCUUUAUAUAUUACCCUGCCUUCUUAACUGACUAAGAUUUUAACUACUCUGGGGAAACAAAUGAAAGCUUGGACUGUAGGAAGAUCUUAGUUUAAUUCAGCCUUAUUAGCAGACCUCUUUAUAAGCUACAAAAACUGUUUUUAUCUGAGAAAUAUUGCCCUAGUUUGUAAGAUCAAGAAAACCUCAUGGAUAAGCUGGUUUUUAACAAAGCAUUUGAUAGCCUUUAAUACUAAGCACAUAGAUGAAGUGUUAUGAGUUAGAUGAUAAUUAACUUGGGUGGAUUCAAAAGUGGUUGAUUGACUUGAAUCCAAAGAGAAGUCAUUAAUAUUUUGAUGUUAGCUUAGAAGAGAGAUCUCUUCGUGCCAAAAAUCUCUGCUUAGUCCUGUCUUUUUAAACAUUUUUUUAUCAUCUUAGAUAAAAGCCAUAGAUUGUACCUCUAUGCAAUUUUCAUUGAGCUGGGAAGGAUGUAGAACAUUAUCCAAUGGCAGAAUCAUGAGUUAGAGAUUCCAACAAAUUAGAGCAUAGGGAUGGAUCUAAUAAGGUGAAAUCUAUUAGGAAGGAAUAGAAAAUUUUCAAUUAUUUAUAAAAUUAUUUUUAAUAAUUCAAUAUAUAUGUUACUAUAUUUAUUAAGCAUAUUUAUAUGAUGUUAUCUUUAUAAAAUCAUACAUGUUUAUUAUAAGAUAGAUAUCAAAACCUCCAAAAGCUCAUACAUGUUUAUUAUAAGAUAGAUAUCAAAACCCCCCAAAGCUUGGACUGCAUUAAAAGAAGUAUUGAUUCCACUGCCAACUGGUCACACCAUAUCUCAGUUAUUGUGGUAUCACAGUUUAAGGACACUAAGAAGUUAGUUCUCACAGGAGGCCAAAAAAUGGUAUAGAAACUAGCAUGGAAAUAUCCAUGAUAAUAUAGAGGUAGUGGCUCCCAGCUCACAAAAUACCUUCUAGUAGACGUUAGAUAACCACUUAUUGCAGAGGGAAUUCUUGUGAAGUUUUGGGUUGAGAAUAAUGGCUCCCUUCCCCUCUGACAUUCUAUGAUCAUAAGAAACUAAAAGCCUAGAAUAUGACAUACAGAAAAGAAAAUUGAUUUGCUGCUCCAAAUGUCAAGUCUUACAGAGUCGCGCAUAUGAUCUUCAGUGUCAAAGAUGGAUUUUCAGCACAAGGCAGCAAUUUGCAUCACUCCUGCUGAGAAACCUGAAAAAUGACUUGUCCAAGAGCACGUAAGCUAGUUGAGUGUCAGAAGCAUGUUUCACCCUCUCAUCUCAACCACAUUCCUUCCUCUGCAACAUGCUGUUAUUCCAUCUCACGAAGUCUGUUAAGCAAAAAGUGAUUUUCAAAGUAUUAUUUUGUUUUAGCUCAAAGAAGUCUUUCACUUUUCCUGACUACUCUCACAAUAGGAUCAAAUAGAAAAAUAAAUUUUUGCUCUCUCAGGUGCCUUUGAAAGAAAAAAUAAGUGUGGAUCUUCAGAAUCUCAUCUGUCACUCACAUUUCUUUUCCAUUCACAUAGAAUCAAGCACUUUAAUUUGUGAUUUAAUUUUUUUUUGAAAUAUGAAACCCAUGUAAUAAAU
Messenger RNA from Antechinus flavipes (yellow-footed antechinus), 7400 nucleotides. Its product is annotated as elongin-A-like. The transcript has 2 exons. Gene Ontology annotation, cellular component: elongin complex; nucleus. Gene Ontology annotation, biological process: transcription elongation by RNA polymerase II. NCBI's taxonomy places the organism in Eukaryota, Metazoa, Chordata, Mammalia, Dasyuromorphia, Dasyuridae. The record is from RefSeq and is a predicted model, not a curated record. The coding region runs from base 3266 to 5593 and encodes 775 amino acids.